AUGGCAGACCGACAUAGCGACUCGGUUAAGGAGAAACUCUCUCUUAGCCUUGACGAAAUCAUUGCACUUAAUAACAAGCAGCAGAAGCAGCAGCAGCAGCAGCAGAAGCAGCAGCAGAAGCAGCAGCAGCAGGACAGCCCGCAGCAAGGAGGCCCCCAACGACGCAGGAGGAAUAAUGCUGCUGCUGCUGUUGGUCCCUAUACACCUCGUGGAGGACCCUAUUCUUAUCAGCACAAUGGUGUGCCAGGUGUUGGGUACUCUGUCAAGGUUAUAGGCCUCCCCACCGGGAUUCCAUGGCCUCGUUUGGAGGGAAUGGUACGAAGAUCUUUUGGUCAUUGCGGCACCAUCAUAGGUGUUGUACCAAGAAGAGAUGGCGAAGCCUGGAUUCAAUUUUCCGACGUGUCUGCAUGCCGUGUUGCUCUGUCCGAUAUGCAAAAUGCAAAAGUUGGAGGAAAUCAAAUUACUGUUGAAAGAGUAAGUUCAGGUGUAUAG
Molecule: messenger RNA, 492 nt
Organism: Eimeria maxima
Lineage: Eukaryota; Apicomplexa; Conoidasida; Eucoccidiorida; Eimeriidae
Product: RNA binding protein, putative
Exons: 4
Coding region: 1-492 (163 amino acids)
Molecular function (GO): RNA binding
Source: RefSeq, a predicted model, not a curated record